GUACUAUUUUAUUUUGAAAUGCUGUACUGUAUAAACGUACUGUAGUGCAUUACAUGAAAAUAUGCUCAUUCAUAUUGUCAUUUGUGUGUUAUUGAUUCCAGGGUGUUGGCAGGGCCAUUUGCAAGUAUGAUUUUAGGAGAUCUAGGAGAUCUAGUCAUUAAAGUAGAGAGACCAGGAGUUGGUGAUGAUAUAAGAACCUGGGGCCCUCCGUUUGUAGGAAAAGAAAGUGCCUAUUUCCUCAGUGUGAACUGUAACAAAAAGAGUACAGCAGUGAUUCUUAAGGAUCCUAAAGGGGCUAAUAUAAUCAAGGAGGUUGCCUGCCUUACUCACAGAAGCGAAGCGAAAAGAUGGGGAACAGCACAUGAAAGCAUUAUUCCUUAA
Molecule: messenger RNA, 381 nt
Organism: Polyodon spathula (Mississippi paddlefish)
Lineage: Eukaryota; Metazoa; Chordata; Actinopteri; Acipenseriformes; Polyodontidae
Product: succinate--hydroxymethylglutarate CoA-transferase-like
Exons: 4
Coding region: 127-381 (84 amino acids)
Molecular function (GO): catalytic activity
Source: RefSeq, a predicted model, not a curated record